Messenger RNA from Pecten maximus, 4347 nucleotides. Its product is annotated as RRP12-like protein. The transcript is spliced from 34 exons. Lineage: Eukaryota; Metazoa; Mollusca; Bivalvia; Pectinida; Pectinidae. The coding region runs from base 44 to 3967 and encodes 1307 amino acids. The record is from RefSeq and is a predicted model, not a curated record.
UGUUUAUGGAACGCACGUGGAAAAAAGUGAAGUAACAACUAGAAUGGGGCAGAAAAAUCGUAAUACAAGAGUUGUUCCUCGUUCGAAGAAUGUCGGAAGGAAGAAAUGGAAAAAAGGUCACAGCAGUAGCAGUAAUCCAGAGACAAAACGAUUUAGAGAGGCAGCGAAGAGUAGAUUCUUUAACACAAAGUCAGGUCCGAGCUCACUGACAGUGGAUGCUUUGGCCAAACACAAUGAAGUUCAUGUGGAUGGUGACGGCGAUGCUAUUCUGUCAGACGAGGAGUCGGAUAGACAGACAGCAGGAGGAAAAACAUUUAAUACAUGGGCAACAAAUUGGACAGAUUGUACCAACGUCACUUUCAGCAAAGUCCAUCGAUAUUGGGCUUCAAACUCGGCCCAACACAGAGAGAUAUUGGCUAUUUUGGCUGCUGUAACAGAAGUGAUCAAGGCCCAAGGAGGAACAGAGACAGAAACAGAAUAUUUCGCCGCACUGAUGACGGCCAUGGAGACAACCGAAGCACUGGACUCUCUCACAGCUAUAACUUACCUCCUCAGCCUCGUCCUUAAAAGAGUGCCACCAACUGUAUUGAGGAGUAGAUUUUCUGAAGUUGCUCGACAACUUUUGGAUGUGAUGGCAACCCAUGCUGACGGAGAUUCAACUUCUCUUCUGAAAUCGCUGAUCAUGUCCCUAGCAGCACUUCUGCGAGUCCAGGAGCCGGCUGUGUGGUCUAACUCAUCCACCCACAGGAUUUAUUCGGGCCUCCUUACCUUCACCACCCACAAAAAACCCAAAGUUAGGAAAGCCGCACACAAGGCUGUCUGUAUAGUACUGAGGGGUAGCCUUUUUAUGACCCAAGGGGACCCUCCACCACACCACCCAGCGGCCUCCAUCACCGCCAAAUUCGGUAUCCAGAAAAUCGAGGAGUGCGGAGGGACAGGCGAUGCUACAGACACACUACACACACUCUCCCUACUGAAGGAAGUGGUGGGGCUCCUUCCUCAGCACAGCACCAAAUCUGUGUGUGAGACCAUACUGAGGCUGAUGACACUCAGUAACCCUAUGGUGACCGCCAGCAGUAUGCAGACACUUCAUGGUCUUUUUUCUUCCAACGCCAAAAUCACAAGUUUUUCCUCCGAGCUAAAUGGUCAGAUUAUUACAGCCCUGUAUGACUACCAGCCGUCGGAGAAUGAUGUACAGCCCAUGCAGGCCUGGCUGACAGUCAUGGAGAAGGCUCACAACAACCUCGUUAGACUUGAUGAGAAGCUCGGUAUCAGUCACCUGCCCCGUCUUUUCUCCACGGCGAUGGCCAGUUUGUUGUCCGAUAAAGAGGAAGUGAGAGCCUCCGCAGCCAAGACAAUGAAGAAUCUACUGAAGUUGUGCCUGAGUACAGUAUCUGAGGGACUCGUGGGUGUUGUCAGAUCUGCCCCAGAGGGGUCUCCAACACCUAUCCACAAAUUGGUGCGCGCGGUUGACAGCGGACUCAGCUACCAGUUCCACGCCUCAUGGGGACACGUCCUGAAUAUCUUUUCCAUCUUCUUCGAGGUUUUUGGAAAGCAGUGUCCACAACUGUUUAAAAAGAGUCUGUCCUCCAUAGCCAGUCUAAGGGACAGUCCUCGGUUUGCUUACAAGGCCGAGCUUGAUCAUGCGUUUGGUUGUGCAGUUAAAUACAUGGGUCCACGACUGGUACUGCAGGCAGUGCCUCUCAAUAUCACUGGCGAAAAUGAUGACUACAGUUUCCCGACCAGUUGGAUGAUCCCUGUGAUCCGAGAUAACUUACAUAAUACAGAGCUAGGAUUUUUUACAUCAUACUUCCUCCCACUCGCUGCCAAAUUUCGACAAAGAGCACUGGAGGGCAAUGACGGAGACAGCGUUGUGGUGAAGAAGUCGUACGAGGCUCUACACCGACAGAUCUGGUCCAUGUUACCGGGGUUCUGUACCAAACCUACAGACCUGACACAGUCUUUUAAAACUAUUGCCAAGGUCCUAGGUACAGCUAUCGGUGAUUGGCCAGAACUCCGCAUGGAAGUGAUGUCAUCGCUUCGUAGGCUUAUCAAUCAGAGUAAAGAGGAAGAGUCCAGUAAAAAAGCUGUAUCAAAGUUUGCCAAGAAUUUCCUUCCUAUCUUAUUUAACCUGUUUACUGCUGACCCUGAGAAAGAUAAAGAUCCUACAAGAUUAGCCGUCCUGGAGACCACCAAAUGUUACCUACAAAUAGCUGACACGCAGCUUGUGCAUUCUUUCUGUGAUAAAUGUCUAGAAAAGCUUGAAGAGGAAAAUGUCACUUCAUUUAGAAGACAAGCCUUACUGGACCUGGUGAUCGGCAUGGUAUCCUACCUCGACCACACACGAUUACGCUUGGUAUUGGACUACUGUAAACCUAAUCUACAGAACACAGAUCGGUCGCUCCAGAAGAAGUGUUACCGCUACAUGGAGGAGUUAUGUGCGUGUCGGUGUGAUACGAGUCGACAGUUUAUACAGGACAACCUUGCCGAGAUCCAGGAAGUCUUGUUGUCCUCCCUCUCUACAUCUAGUCCAUCAUCAAAGGCGCCUCGAUUGCGCUGCCUCAUCAACAUUUUCCAACAAUUAGGUGACUCUGAACAGGACUUCGUGCUGGCUGUUGUACCUGAGGCGAUCUUGUGUACGAAGGAGCUGGCGGAGCGUGCGAGGACGGCAGCGUACGGUUUGUUGGUGGAGAUGGGGAAGACACAGAUAAGAUGGGCAGACAACUCUGAUACAACUCCUCAAGCGGCUGUACAUAACUACUUUAGGACACUGAUGGCUGGACUGGCUGGAUCUCCUCAGAUGGUUAGUGCUACACUGCUGGCCCUGACACGAGUUCUUUACGAGUUCAAAGACCAUAUUGAUGGGAUACUACUGGAGUCAAUAAUAGACAACGCAUGUCUCCUGCUGAUGUCUCGGGCUCGUGAAGUUGUCAAGUCGACACUCAGCUUUAUCAAGGUCCUCCUGUCAGCCUACAAGGACACGACACUGGCGCCACACCUAAAGAAACUGAUGUCUAACUUGGUCAGUAUGAAGGAGGAUGCCAGGCACCAUUUCCGAUUUAAAGCCAAAGAAAUCUUCUCAAAACUCAUCAGAAAAUUUGGGUAUGAGACUAUCUAUGGAAUGGCCCCAGCCAGCAUCCAUAAAAUUCUGGUCAACAUUAGAAAAACACAGGAAAGGGCGAAGAAGGCCAAAAAGGCUGGCAAAGCUGAUGAAGAUUCUGACAGUGAAGAGGAACAACUCAGGACACAGCCAGAAACAGUGGAGGAAAUGCUACAGGACACUGACUCAGAGAUGGAGGAUGAUACAGAAAACAAGAGGAAAAAGAAGGGAGAGAAGAAGUCAUCCAAGGGAGAUAAGGGGGCGUGGCUACAGGAAGGAGACGAGGAUGAAAUCAUGGACUUCCUGGAUACCGCGGCUUCCAAGAAAGUCAUGGCAACCAAGCCACUUGCAAAGAAACAAGAUGUAAAACACAAAGAUGGAGGUUUCAAGAAGGCAGCCGACGGUCGGCUCAUUAUUACCCAGGAGAGUGACGAUGAAGGAGCUGGAGGUAAAAUCUCUGAUGAAGAUGACCUGGACGAGCUGUUGGAGGCCAUGGAGAAAGGUUCUGGUGCUACAAAGCGUGCCAAGAAGAGAAAGUUAGAAGAUAUUGGGUCAGAGGCUGGAGGCAGUGUGGUGUCCUCUCGCUACAAAGCUGGAGGUCAUGGUAUCCAUCGGUCUCUGAUGGGUGAUGUGAAGAAAACAAAGACAGCCAAGCCUAUAGGAGGGGAUUAUAAAUCAAAGAAAGCUGGAGGUGAUAUGAAGAAGAAGGGGAAACCGGACCCUUAUGCUUACGUACCACUGGACUUCCAGUCCCUCAAUAAAAGAAAAAAAGCAAAGAUGCAAGGACGAUUCAAUAAUCUAGUGAAAGGGGCUCGAAAAGGGGCUAUGAAGGGGUCAAAAGGCAAAGGUUCAAAGGGCAAGAAAUGAGAUAAAGCAGAAUCGGAAGACAAAAAAUUAGAUAAAGGAUAGAAAAACAAGGAUCGGAUUGGAGACCAAAUGACGUCACAUAUUUUUCUGUAGUAAUCAACUUCAGAAUGCGAAUUUCAAUCUAGGAAAUGGACGUCCUUCUCUGGUAAAAUAUGGUGAUGUUGGAGAUAUUCGAACCUUGUAUGCGGAGACAGUGAGGUUGUAACUUGGUACGGUGUCGUUUCGUGAAAGUAGCUGUAUAAACUUUCUGUUGUUCAUGAAACAUACUAUAAUGUAUAUUGUUAUGUACAGCUGUUAAUAAACAAUUGUUGAAUGUAAAAACAUUUUAUGAAUUUAAAUUGUACUGAAAAAUUGCAAAUAAAUAUUUAAUUUAAAGACAU